This is a messenger RNA of Mytilus trossulus (common blue mussel), 4926 nucleotides long. RefSeq names its product adapter molecule Crk-like. The coding region runs from base 112 to 924 and encodes 270 amino acids. The record is from RefSeq and is a predicted model, not a curated record. The transcript is spliced from 8 exons. Gene Ontology annotation, molecular function: signaling adaptor activity; receptor tyrosine kinase binding. Gene Ontology annotation, biological process: signal transduction; cell migration. Lineage: Eukaryota; Metazoa; Mollusca; Bivalvia; Mytilida; Mytilidae.
UGCCCGCCGCCAUAUUUGUUUUGGGAACUUGGAAACUUCCUGGAUAAACCACGAAAACAAGUCAAAUGAGACACUUUUUACGUCUUGACGUUCAAGUCAAAGGUUGCUAACAUGGCAGCAGACUUUGACCCAGAAGAUAAAUAUAGUUGGUACUUCGGUCCACUAAACAGAGAAGAAACCAAUGAAAUAUUGAUACCAGAAAAAGAACCUGGAGUGUUCCUUGUCCGAGAGAGUCAGUCUAUAAGAGGAGAUUUUGUAUUAUGUGUAAAAGAAGAAAAUAAAAUAAGUCACUAUAUCAUUAACAAGAUAACAAAUCCUGCUGGAAUAACAAGGUUUAGAAUUGGAGAUCAGGAGUUUUCAGAUAUACCUAGUUUAUUAAACUUUUAUAAAACACAUUAUUUAGACACAACGUCAUUAAUAAAACCGGCUAAAAGAGCUAAAUAUGUAGCCAAGUUUGAUUUUACUGGCAAGGAUCCUGAAGAUUUACCAUUUAAAAAAGGUGAUGUGUUAGAACUUAUAUCUAAAGAUGAAAAAGAAUGGUGGACUUGUCGUAACAGUCAUGGGGAUGUCGGACAAAUACCUGUUCCUUAUGUAACUAAGGAUCAUACCUCAGUCUUAUUUCAACAGUUUGAUCCUAACAACCCUCCAAUACCUAGUCAGAGACCAAUAUCAGAGCCACCAGGUUAUAUAGAUCCUCAAAAACCAUCCAUCAAAGAUAUAACUUUACCUGCUAGAGCUCUUGUGAUUCAACAAAGAAUACCAAAUUUAUAUGAUAAAACACAAUUAAAACUUGAGAAAGGAGAUAUAGUACUUGUGACUAAAAUGAAUUCCAAUGGCCAGUGGGAGGGAGAAAUCAAUGGAAGGAAAGGGGUUUUCCCUUUUACACAUGUACGAUUUACAGACAAUGAAAAUAGUACUAGCUAGUAGAAAAUAAAUGUAACAAUUAUUUGUUUUAAAAUCUAUCUUUUAUCAGAAACCAAACUUGUUAAGAUAGAUUGUUCUACAGUAACCAAAAAAACUUACAAUUCUUAACUGUUAUGUAUUGCAAGACAUUUAAAAAACUUUCAAUUAUUGACAUAAUGUUUUGUAAGACAUUUCAAAGUGACUGAUUUUAAAGGAAAUGUGUAUUUUGUAUUUGAGAGUAUUUUUAGAUCGUCUAUUUUUCAUAUUUAUUUCCUAGGGUUUAAGCAAUUUAGUAUAUUUAAUAUUAUUGUUUUUGAUAUAUAUAACAUGUCUGAUUGUUUAAAGACAUAGUCAGUAACUGUUGUUAUUUAAACCAUUUAUUAUGCCAUAAUCAAGUUAUUUCGUUGGGUAAUUUUCAUUAAAAAGAAAAGAGAAAAUGCAUAAAUAUUACUAUUGUCAUAGUUUGUUCAUAAAAUCACUCUAGGUUGAACAUUAUAUAUGUAAAUAUAAGAUAUCAAUAUGUGACAGAACUGGGCAAGGAAAGAAAAUUUCAAAGUCAAUUCUUAUACUUAACCUUACAAAUUCUUUUUGUCUUUAAAGUUUGUCUCAAAUCAUGAUCAUUAAUUUCUGAAUAAAGCUUUUUGGCCUGCUAUUGUUGAGGAAAACAAAUAUAUCUUGCAGCCAGUCCUCAGUUUUGUCACCAUUGUAAAUAUCAGAUAUGUAUAUUGAAUACCAUACAUGUAAAUGAAUCAUUUUCAUUUUCAUUGUCUUUAUAGGAUUUUUCUUUUGUGUUUUAAUCUAAAAACAAAUUUAUUGACCUGAGAUACUGGGGUAAUAUUGUAUUUAAACUUAAAUCUCAGCAAAUGUUUUUUCUCAUGACUAUUGAUAUUUGUGCAAAUGUAUUUUGAUUCAAAUAUCUUUCUUAGUCAAUUCUAGAUUUCAAUUUUUGUAUGAUUUUCAUUUGCAUUUUAUAUGGUUAUAGAAGAAAUGAAAUGAUUGACAAUCUUAAGAAAAUUUUUAAAGUCUUCCAUUGAUAAUUACAAGGUUAUAUAAUUUGUAGACAUGAAUUACAUUGAUAAUAAUAAAGUAAUAAAUGUAAUUUUAAAAUUUUUAAAUUGCUGGAGUAGAAGAAAGGCCUUUUUAUUUAUAAGAUCACGAUAAUUUUUACUAGCAAUUUGAAGAAAUAUGUUUUAGGUGCUUUAUUUAUUUUUUCACAUCCAAUAAUUUAUACAUACCUAUGUUGCAACAACUGCAUUAUACAUUAUACAUUUUUACUGUAUCAGUUUACACUGCUGAAAGGGACUGCAGAAAAAACCAGUAAGGUAUAAUUAGAAAAUACGAUUUUAUAAAAGCUAAGAUUGUAUCAUUUUUAUUAGCAUCCCCAAAGUAAAAGACAUCAACUUGAUAUUAUUUUAUUAUUAUUUAUUAAGUUAAAAAUAAAUGAAAAAUACUUUAAACAAAUGUAUUAUUGAAAAAUUUAAACAAUAAUUAAAAGUUUUAAAGCAAGUGUGAUGUAAGAUAAUAAGUGAUAUAAUAUAUUACAUAGGUGUACUUUUAUUGCCAAUUAUUGUAUAUACAAUUAGAAUGUUAUAUCUACUAUAAUGUAAAUCAAAAUCGCUAUUGAAUGUGCUGUGUUUUAAGUCAUUGAAUGAAAUUUUGUCAAGAAUGCUUAAGGCCAACAAUUUUGGAAUGCCAAGAGGAUGCUCAAGGAAUUUGUUUGUGAUUUACAAGUAAAGAGAGAAUGUAAAGUGUAUAUCAGAUAGUCUCUUAAUCUUUACCUAAAACUGUAUUGCAAAGAUACAGAAACGAACAUAUUAUAACCGCUUCAAUUAUUUUAAUCUCUCAUUAGUUUUCAUAGAUUUCAUAUAAUCAGAACAGAUCAAACCAAUUUUGUGUAUGAAUGUAAGUUUCAUGAUGACAAUAUCAAUUGCUCUACACUUUGAACUCUUUUACAGCUUACAUUGGUAAUUAAAAUCUGAUGUGCUGGGAACAUGUUUAAAAAUAAUGCAGAAUAGAAUAAGAUAUGUGGUAUAAAUCAAUUAGACAACAACCAAACCACACAAACAUACAAUCUACAAUAUUAAACAUGUGUCUAUAUGAUUUGCAGUGGUGGGUCCAAAAAGAUCAUAAGAGGAGACCCACUGACUGCCUAAGAGGGGCUUGCUCCAGUCUUACUUCAGUGAUUCCCAAAAUAGUCAAUCAAAUUUUUUCCACAAAAGGGGGCACCUGGGCCCCUGUAAAUUUGCCUCUGAUAUGUCAAGCUCAAAAUCAACCAGAGUCGGAUAAAGCUGUGAAUAAAUUAGACAGAAAUGGUUGAGGGUGAAGAUAUCUCUUUUAUAGCAUUCAAUAUGUUUGUAGGUUACAGUUUUUAAAGAUGCUUUAUAUAGAACUUGCAUCAGGGAAUAUUUGAGCAUGCUUGUAUGGUAUCCAGCAUUUUAAUAUAAUGCAUUUAAUAAGAAAAACGAAUCUUGGAAUUGUACAAAGUAGAAUUUUGUAAAUAUUGUACAUGUAAUUGUAAUGCAAUACACGUAUAUAUACAUAUAUACAUAUAAAUAAUUCAGACUAGAUGAUUUUAUUUUAUUAAGUUUUGAGGUUGCAUAUUGUGAAUGGUAUACAUAUAUAUAUAUAUAUAUAUAUAUUUUGUUUAGUUAGAUACAUUGGCACUGUUGUAAACAAAGAGUACACUUGUUCGCAAAUCCUACAGUUGGAAUAUUUGAGUAGUUUAAUUUUUUACACAUUUUUUUUCAAUUAUGAUUUAGAACAACGAUAUGGAAGGACCAUAGAAUACAUAUGAAAGUAUAUUACAGUCUUACUCCUUAAAAUAAAUCAGUCUUAAGUUUGACACUUUACUACUAGGGUACACAAUAAUUAGCUUCUUAUUUGAGUUUGAACUUGUAGCAAUACAUAUAUAAGUGGUAGAUUUUAGUUCUUAUAUUCACUUUGAAAUCCAGAUGUAAUUGACGAGAGAAUUUUUAAAUUGGAGUGCAUUACAUUUUUUUCCAAAUAGUUUUUAUUUCAAUGUUUUUGUUCUGGAUGAGAAAGGAAAAGCAUAAUAAAUUUUCUUGUGACAGUUACAUAUUUUUAGUCGCAACCAUUUUCUUUUUGUACAAGGGCAGAAGAUAUUUUAACAAGAAAGUUUAGGAUUUUUUUUUUCAAUUAGAUUUGUAUUUUUUGACAAGUACCAUUAAGUAUUGAAAAUCUUUAUACUGACAUAUUACCUCAAAGAUUAAAAAGCAGGUGUAUUCUAACAUAAAAAUCCUUGUCAGCUUCUUUCUUCAAGAUCUUUCAUUGGAAGUCAUUAUUAUUGAAACUUAUUGUACAUUAAGUUAAACAUGUACAACUUUUCCCCAUUUUUGACUACUACAUAUUUCUGUAUAUACAUUUUUAAUUUUUUGGCCAAAGUAUUUCUGGAUGAACUGGAUAAAAAAAUUAUCAAAUUAUCACCUUAUGAGUCUUAAGAUAAGUAACUGGAUGACAGACAUUCUUGAGUUGAAUAUGUUGACAGGACAGAAACACCAUGCUACAGAUAAAUAGGUAGUUAUGGGAUAAUUAUUGUCAUUGCUUUAUUUGGUAAUAGCUCAUGAUGAAUUUGUAAUUCCCCUGGAAGUCGUUAUUUUUUUCUUAAAAACACAAAUAUUUGUACAUAAGUCUUUAUUGUAUAAAGCCCUUCUAAAGAAAAGAUAACUUUCUUUCAGGGACAUUUGCAUUAUACACAGAUAUAUUUUUUUCAAUCAACUGCUCAGCAAAGUCAUCUCAAUCACAAGUUGAGUUACUAAUGAGGGGUUGGAUGGGGAAAUCAGGUUCAACUGAACCAAUGGCUUAUCAGAAUUUAUCCUUUAAGUUAUAUCAGAAAAGUGGUUCUUAGUAGUUCUAUGAAAGACUUCUGUAGAAUAAUGAUAUAUGUAAUCAUGUUCAUUCUCUUAUAAAAAAGAAAUAUCAAAUUAUUCUCCUUUCUACCUGUAUCAAGCCAAUGCCAAAAAAACAAGAACCUGUGAUGCUUAGAAAAUAAAAGCAAUCAAAAUA